UUUUCCUCUUAAUUCAAACCAGAGGUGGUGUCGUAUAAAUAGCGGCAGUCUAUUGACAGCUGAUCAUUUAGUACAGAAUCACUGUUUUGCACACAGAAAUCCUUUAGCUGAAGAACAUGAGUGCGUCGGCGAAUGGGGACCCUGGGACUAUACCCCCACCCUACGUCAUCUCAGUGGGUGAGACGGAUGAUGUUAAGGUCUAUCACCCGCACACGCCAUUUACCCCCCCAGAGAGCACCCCGUAUCGCAACGUCCAACCCGAAUCCAAGAACAAGUUUGUAAGUUAUGAAACCGAGCUGUCCCGUUCCCCUGGAAUGACGACAUGUAUAAACUGUCAACAGCAGGUCAUGACUGAAGUUACCUACAAAGUUGGAGCCUAUGCAUGGCUCAUGUGCCUGCUCUUUAUACUCUGUGGGCUGGUGAUUGGAUGCUGCCUACUCCCCUUCUUCAUGAAAUUCUUCAAGGAUGUCUACCACUCCUGCCCCAAGUGUCACCAGAUCAUAAACGUGCAAAAGAAGAAAUGUUGCUAACACUGGGAUCUCCUCAACAGCCAGUGCAAACCUCACACAACCUUCAUAGUUAAGCAAUAUGGGUGCAUGUACCAGAAACUUGCUCAGUCUUCAGCUGAACUACGGCCAAGUGAGAGAAUGAUUGUUAAUCAGAAGUCAUUUUUAUGCACAAAGGCAUCCAGGAAGAUGUCAUCCCAGAAAUGUCUAGGAUAUCCCAAGAUGUAUGAAUAUUUUGUAAAUAAUCACAUCUUAUGGUGUAUUGAAGUACUUUUAAACGCAACAAUUCAAUAAAGCCAGUUAAUUUUCCAA
Paramormyrops kingsleyae is the source of this 818-nucleotide messenger RNA. It is a transcript of the gene litafd, whose product is annotated as LITAF domain containing. Gene Ontology annotation, cellular component: cytoplasmic side of late endosome membrane; cytoplasmic side of lysosomal membrane; nucleus. Lineage: Eukaryota; Metazoa; Chordata; Actinopteri; Osteoglossiformes; Mormyridae. The record is from RefSeq and is a predicted model, not a curated record. Gene Ontology annotation, molecular function: zinc ion binding.